AAAUUGAACGGUUGUGAGCGCUGCCUAACCAUUCUUAAAUUUCCGACCAAAAGUUCUAAAAAGACGAAAAGCGAAAGGGGGAGAAAAUGGAGAGGACACCGAGAGAGCGGGGAUUCGGAUAUCUGUUGGCGGGUUUUCUUCUGGCGAGCUUAAUCGCCAGAAUCGAUUCGCUUUCGGUCACAGUGAACGAGGUUGAAUGCAUCCAUGAAUAUGUAUUGUACGAAGGCGACACCGUUUCUGGGAAUUUUGUCGUCGUCGAUCAUGAAAUUUUCUGGGGCGCCGAUCAUCCCGGCAUUGAUUUCACUGUUACAUCUCCCGCAGGUAAUGUGGUGCACUCGUUGAAGGAGACAUCUGGUGGCAAGUUUGAGUUUAAGGCUUCUCGCAGUGGAAUGUACAGAUUCUGUUUUCGUAAUCCCUACUCGACCACCGAGACAGUUUCUUUCUACAUCCAUGUUGGUCACAUUCCAAACGAACAUGACCUUGCUAAAGAUGAACACCUAGACCCUGUAAAUGUUAAAAUUGCAGAGCUUAGAGAGGCAUUGGAAUCGGUCACCGCCGAGCAGAAAUACUUGAAAGCACGUGAUGCACGCCACCGUCACACUAAUGAGAGUACAAGAAAGCGUGUAAUUUUCUACACAGUGGGAGAGUAUUUGUUGCUCGCUGUUGCAAGCGGGCUUCAGGUCGUUUACAUUCGUCGCCUCUUCAGCAAGUCGGUUGCAUAUAACCGGGUCUGAGCAUCCAUCCAUCCAUCCAUCGAUCCUAGUGGUAACAUAACAUCGUUGCCCCUUUCUUAGCUUUUAGGAAAACCUCAGGAAUGAAUUAUAUUAUAGUCUAUCAUUUGUUGUAUAAUCACUUUUGAUUGUGCUUACAGUUCAUAGUUGUAAGCUGGGGGUUCACGUAUUAGCAUCUUGUUGAAGCUAGGGAAAGCCUAUUUAUUUACCCUAUUAUGCUUCAAAAAGGAUGUAUGUGGGCUCCAAAUACCCUUCCUCAUUCUUUGCCUGCCUUGUUAUCAAAAAGUUCAAUUUUUUAUAUACGCUACAAACUACAUCAAUACACCACUGCUUACUGAAUCA
Molecule: messenger RNA, 1073 nt
Organism: Cucurbita moschata (crookneck pumpkin)
Lineage: Eukaryota; Viridiplantae; Streptophyta; Magnoliopsida; Cucurbitales; Cucurbitaceae
Product: transmembrane emp24 domain-containing protein p24beta3-like
Exons: 4
Coding region: 87-734 (215 amino acids)
Biological process (GO): intracellular protein transport; Golgi organization; endoplasmic reticulum to Golgi vesicle-mediated transport
Cellular component (GO): endoplasmic reticulum-Golgi intermediate compartment; Golgi apparatus; COPII-coated ER to Golgi transport vesicle
Source: RefSeq, a predicted model, not a curated record